UUUAUUUGUAUUAAUUAAUUUGAAGAAAUUCAUUUCAGAUGAUUAAUAUUAACUUCACUUUUUAACCUCUCCAAUGGUAUGGAAUCUCUCUUUAAGGAAACUUUUAGUUUUCUUUGACUUUCUAGUUUUAACUUCUUAUGCCUUCUGGUACCCAAAUAGGUUAAACUAUUGUUCAUUAAUACUUCUGUCAGUCAGUUAUAUGGUCCUUUCUGAAUUCUUAGAAGAUUUUAGUUCUAUUUCAAACUUCUUUUUAAGGAUAUUCAUCAAGAACUAAUCAAGUCAAAUGCAUUAUUUUAAUUAAAGCAGCUAUAAUGGAAGGCGGGACUGGACUAGGGGAUUGAGGAAAAUCAGAGGUAUAAAUAGUACACCAGGAAUAGAUUCAAACUGCUCUUCCCAAUUCCUUCACAAGUCUCAAAUGAAAUACUUUUGAUUCCAAGACACGGGACAUUCUUCUUUUCCAGGGGCGUAUUUACUUUAUCUUUGCUUGGCUGGGAUUGUCUACUUUGCAAUUUCCUUUCUUUCUUUGUGGAUUUUAUAUGCAUUCAGUGCAUAUCACUGGCAUUUUGAAGUUCCUUUUAUGUUUCAGACUAAGGAAAAAUGAAAGUAAAAGUAAAAAGCUUUCUGACUCAGCUUAUGCUAUGUAAAUUAUCAGAGUUUAUAAAUUAUAAGUAAGUCCUAACUCCUUACUUUACUUGGCAAAAGAGAAGCUCUGACAAGGAAAGCAAAAAAAAGCAACACUUUGUAAGGCCACACCUUAAUGAUCUGCAUUUGUGGAGGGGAGUCUUGCCAUGAAAAAAUGAAAAGAAAAUGUCUCCUUUGAAAGAGGAAGUAUUCAUCCAAGAAACAGGUCUCAACUUGACCCUCCAUUUCUAGUUGCUCUCUACUGGCUACUUGGGAUUAGGAGUUUUCUAGUUUCCAUCAAGUUCUGAGAAAGUGAGAAACUGUCACUUUCCUGUUUCUGGUUCAGUUUCCACAUCUUUACGGAAGGGAUACCUUGCUAUCUCUGAGGCUUAAAACCCAAAGUGACUUAUUUUGGAGCUGGAAAUAUGAAAGGGGUACAAUGGACACUUGUGAUGUUUAUCAGGAAUAACCUUGGAAUUUGGAACUGGAGUACCACGUGGAGUAGAUUCAGUAAAUAAGAAAGUCAUUGUUAUACUUUAAAUGCCAAGAUCUUGCAUCAAUAUGGAAGAUGACAAUAAUCUUGAGUUUUGUCAGAAGCUUCUUUUCAUCAAUGAAAAUUUGGGGCAUGAUGAUGUAGAGGCUCUUAAGUUUCUCUGCAGUGACUUGAUCUCACUUAAGAACCUUGAGAGUAUAGACUCUGCUUACAAGCUGUUUGAGAAAUUAAUGUGUGAAGAUUUGUUGAAUAAAGAAAAUUGUUUCCUAGUAGCAGAGCUCCUCUUCCUAAUUAAGCAACAGUAUCUACUACAUCAAAUUGGGUACACAAAGGAAAAAGUACAGAAAGAACGUUCUACCAAAAGGAUAAUCUCCUCAUACAGAAUCAUGCUUUAUAACCUGGCGGAGGAAAUCACAACAGAAGAUUUUGAUCAUAUAAAAUUCCUCCUGAAAAAGGAUAUUCCAAAAACAGUAAAGUCUUUUUUAAGUCUUUUGAGAUAUUUGGAGAAACAAGAACUUUUAAGUGAGAAUAAUCUGGAGAUACUGGAGAAUGUAUUCAAGUCUUUGUCAAAAAGUCUUAUGAAAAGGAUCAACCAAUACAAAACUGAGAAAGAGGAGGAAAAGUUAAGUGUUGCAUCAGGCCUUGAUGAAUGCUUGUGGAAGACAUCUCUUCAAGAGAACCCAGAGGAGGCAACACAAUAUGAGAUGACUAGUAAACAUAGAGGUCUCUGCAUCAUUUUCAACAACUUUAAGUUCAAGACCAUGAACUUCAGGAAAGGAAGUUGUAAAGAUGAAGGUGAACUGAAGAGUGUUUUUGAGUGGCUUGGAUUCACCGUGACAGCUCAUAAGAAUAAAACAAAAGAAGAAAUGGAAAAUAUUCUGCGUUUGUGUAGAAAUGACCCGAAGCACCAAGAGAGUGAUUGCUUUGUUUGCUGCAUCCUUACCCAUGGCGACUCUGGUUGUGUUUUCUCCUCGGAUGAAAAGAGCAUAGCUAUUAAGGAAAUCCUAAACUACUUCACAGCCAAGCAAUGCCCAGGCCUGAUUAACAAACCCAAACUCUUUUUCGUCCAAGCCUGUCAAGGCAAAGAUGAACAAAAAGGCGUGCUUCUUGAAGCUGAUGCUAGGAGUGUCAAUAACUCACUUUCUGUCCCCAAGAAUAUCCCUCAGAUGUACAUUCCAACGGAAGCAGAUUUUCUUCUUGGGAUGGCCACCGUUGAUGGCUGUUUUGCUGUGCGACAUAUAGAGAAAGGUUCCUGGUAUAUUCAAGCCCUCUGCCAUCUUCUGAAACGCUUGGUACCAAGAGAAGAAGACAUCUUAACCAUCCUAACAAUUGUCAAUAAUGACGUGAGCAAACAGGCUAUUGAUGAGAAGGGAGAAAUGAAACAGAUGCCCCAGCCUGCUUUUACUCUACGGAAAAAAGUUAUAUUCCCGGUGCCAUCUGAUGUCUCUCUACUAUGAGAAGAGGAUUUUCUUUUCCUUAUGGAAUGACAAAAUCUGAAAUAAGGAAAAAAAAAACUCAAAUAAGAGUUAGUCUAGAGGAAAUCCCACCAAUGAAUUUCUUUGCAUUAUGAUGACAGACGAUCAUGCAACCUCUACUUGAAGUGAAGUUUCUCAUUAAUUUGUGAUGCAACUUAUUCUAUUUUUGGAUAGUUUUGAUCAGGAGAAAGGUUUGUCUUGUAGUAAGCUAAAAACCUUGGCUAUCUACAUUCACUACCCAGUGGAAUUAGUUUAUUUCUCUGGAGUGGUAUGACAUAUAUCUAAGCCUUCUGCCAGUAUCUCCUAUCUUCUGCCAUGAGAACUUUUUAAAUACUUGAAGACUGAUCUUCUCUUUUCCAGUUCUAUUAGCUGGAAAAAUCUGUGACAUUUGGCUGUUUCUGUACUUUCUUCGUAGAAAGAUAACUUCAUGUUAUUUUUAUUAAAAUGCUCUGAAUUCCUAAGGAUACCUUGUUGGGUGAAAUGGAAAUAGUUCAGUUAUGUUUGAGUUCUAGUUUUAAAAAUAUAAUAGAGCACUAGCCUUGGACUUAGCUGAGAUCUAGAUUCCAGCCCAGCCUUUAACACUUAUAAGUUAUAUGACCACAGGUGCUAGCUACUUAACUCUUGUGAACUUCAAUGGUCACAUCUGUAAAAUUGGGAAAAUAUCACCAGCUGCUGAACUUCUGAGAAUUCUGCUUUUUAACUGGAAAAGAUAUAAGGAAGGGCUUUAUAAAACUUAAUGUAGCCCCAAAUAGGAAAGAUUGCCUCACAAAGUAGUUGAUUUCUAGUCCCCAAAAUUAUCCCAGAAAACAAUAGCAACUUUCAUUCUGACUCAUUAUUUGAAAAACAAUUCUCCUAAAUCUGUUUCAUCACUGCUAUUUUCUGCACAGCUUCCUUUAAAAAAGGAGUAGCUCAUAAUUCUGAGCCUUGACAUUCUUAGAUGAUUUCUAGUACUGUAUUCAGUGUAUUUAAUAGUCAUUUUUACAAAAAAAGGACAAAAACAAAAAAAAAUUGGAAAUUAGAUUUUUAAAUUUGUCAGGAGAAUAAUAAAUUAGAACUCUGAUGAAAAUACAAAAGCAUAUGAAGAUAUGUGAUCUGAUUCAAGGUUAAUUGAGUGGAAUGAGGAAAAUGGCAUAUAAAGUGAUUGUAAUAAUACAGAUGGAAGACAUUGAAAAUGUGUUCUGCAAAAUUAUAAUGGUCAAACUUGGCACCAAAGAAAAGAUAUCAGAGGGUACCUCCUCUCUUUAAUAGGUUGGGUCUAGCUCAGAACAGUCUUCUGGUAAUUUAGGUUUGAUACUGGAAUAAAAUGAAGCACUCUUAGAACAUAAAAAGUUUACUUAAAGCAUAGCCAACAAGGAGACAGCAUAUGGAUCUGGAUUCCAUAUGGGUAGAUCUCUUUUAUAUUCUUAUGUGUAAAUUUCAGGGACAGUUUCAUUAGUUUUUAAGGAAAAACUAGUCUUGGAUUGGGUGAAAUGUUAAGAAAAGCAAGCCUAGUCCUUACGACCUGGGAAAUGUUAGGUAAUAUUGCUCCUACCAUACCAUACUUCCUACCAUACCAGACUAUUCUAUGCAUUUGUAAAUGUGAUUUUGAGAAAGGGUUUGUAGUCUUUACCAGAUAGCUGAAGGAGGUCAUGACAUAAAAAAGUUAAAGACCUGGAAUAAAUGAGAACCCUGACAAAUAGUCCUAUACUAUGAAGUUUUUUUUUUUUUUUUUUUUUUUAUCCCAUCACUUAAAAGUACUCUCUCUUUUUUCAAAAUUUAUAGAAUACUUUGUUACAAUGACUAACCACCUUCUAUGAUAUAUUUAUAUAUGUAUAUAUUGUGUUUCUCCAAGUCUCAGAUAAUGUCUUAGUCAUUUAAAAAAAAUCUUUGAAUCUCUAUGACCUUGUACCCCGCAAAAUGCUCACACCAUUUAUUGUUGUGAGAAUUCUUUAAUAACUUUUUUGGAGUCUACUAGACUUAAAUGUUAAUUGUCUAUAAUAAAUCAUUAUUUGAUUUCUUUUACUUUAUCCUGUUGUGGAGUUGGCUGUCUAUGGCAGUUCUUCUUUCCACAGAUUAGAGAUCUGGAGUUAAAAGAAACUAUUUAAUCCAAAUCCCUCAUUUUAAAGAUUAAAAACAAAAAAGUUAGGUGAUUUGUCUUGGUCUCUUUCUCUGACAAUCCUUGAGUGCUUAUUUCCUUUGUUUUCUUUGAAGAUUUCUUCACAAAACUAUCUGACAACAUUGAUUAUGUCUCUGAGCAAUUAACAUUAUUCUAGAACAGGUCUGAGAUUUUUUCCUCUUCAAUAAUAAAAUGACAACUAAAUGCUGUUUUGAAUGUACAUUGAAAGAAAUCUAGUGAUGAAUAAGACAUGAUUUUGUGUUUGAAAUUAUGAUGCUUUUAGAAAACUUUUUGUAAACUUAUAUUUUUAAAUAAGAGAUUUUCUGUUUAAAAAAACCCUAUGUAUACUGUGAAAUUCUGUUCUCAAUCAGUCAAUCAUUUUCUGCUUUGGCUUCUUUGUAAUAAAACUAGUAAUAUUUUCUUAGAUAUUGAUAUGAAAAUGCAGCCUUUACUGGUAAGUGAGUCAGCUUCAGAAUCAGGAUGAACUCAGUUCAGAUUCCACUUUUGCACCUAUUGGUAAUGAUACCUGGGUAGAUCACUUAAUCUCCCAAUGCUCCAGGCAACCCUCUAGAAAACCCUCUAGAACUAUAAAUUGGAGAAAUUAUCAAUCUGUAUUGGAAGAAAGGAGAAACUCCCAACUCCAGUGAUAUCUCAGGUAUGAAAGAAAGGAAAAAGGAAAUCAGGAAGAACAAAAAAAAAGAAAAGAAGAAAAAAGGAAGAAAGAAUAAAAAAAGUGAAAGGAAGGAAACAAAAAUGGAAAAUAGAAAGGACUGAAAAAAGGGAAAAAAGAAGGAAAGAAUGGUAUGGUUAUAAAAGAAAAAUCUUAACAAUGAAAGCAAUGGUUUAAUAAAUGAGAAGGAAUCAAUUGGUCAUGAAAUAAAUGAAAAUUUAUGUUUUCCAA
Molecule: messenger RNA, 5585 nt
Organism: Sarcophilus harrisii (Tasmanian devil)
Lineage: Eukaryota; Metazoa; Chordata; Mammalia; Dasyuromorphia; Dasyuridae
Gene: CASP10
Product: caspase 10
Exons: 8
Coding region: 1162-2571 (469 amino acids)
Biological process (GO): negative regulation of extrinsic apoptotic signaling pathway via death domain receptors; proteolysis
Molecular function (GO): protein binding
Source: RefSeq, a predicted model, not a curated record